Molecule: messenger RNA, 1612 nt
Organism: Cucurbita moschata (crookneck pumpkin)
Lineage: Eukaryota; Viridiplantae; Streptophyta; Magnoliopsida; Cucurbitales; Cucurbitaceae
Product: putative receptor-like protein kinase At4g00960
Exons: 8
Coding region: 286-1482 (398 amino acids)
Biological process (GO): protein phosphorylation
Molecular function (GO): ATP binding; protein kinase activity
Source: RefSeq, a predicted model, not a curated record
AAAACUUUGGCGAGGCGAAGAAAAAUCAAUACAAAUUAAUAACUUAGAAGAGUUUGUCCGACAACACAAAAGGGUUUAUGAGUGUUUGACUGUUUCUUGACUUAAAAGUUCUGUCAUUUAAUGUUCCCACCAGAUGAGCAGCCCUGCCCGUCCAGUUUUUCAGUGGUCAAGCAGUGAGUCCAUUGGAAGAUCAAAAUUCAAUUUUUGUUUGUUCCCCCCUUCUCCAAUCAUCCCAUUCUGCAACAACAGCAGCAACGCCAUCCCUAUUUGAUGGCGUAGACGAGCAUGGCCACGAAGUUCAAGAGUUUGUUGCAGAAACUCAAAACAACAUUCCGAUCGGGUUCCUCUAGAGACACCCAGGGCGCAGAGUAUUUGGAGCAGAUUGCAGCUAAGGAACAGAAGCUUAUUCCCUUCCAAACCUUAGCUCAAGCUACCAACAAUUUUCAUCCAAAUCACAAGCUCGGCGAAGGCGGCUUUGGCCCGGUUUACAAGGGAAAGUUAAAGGAUGGAAGAGUUAUUGCAGUUAAAAAGUUAUCACAUCAUUCAAAACAGGGAAGAAGAGAGUUUAUGAGUGAGGCCAAGUUGUUGGGUGGUGUGCAGCACAGAAAUGUGGUUGCUUUGUUGGGAUACUGUGUUCAUGGUUCUGAGAAGCUACUGGUUUACGAGUACGUCUCCAAUGAGAGCCUUGACAAGCUUCUCUUCAAAUCCAGCAGACGUGGAGAGCUUGAUUGGAAGAGGAGGUAUGACAUAAUCGCUGGCAUAGCACGAGGCUUGCAAUAUCUUCAUGUAGAUUCACAUAAUCUCAUUAUCCAUCGUGAUAUCAAAGCUAGUAAUAUUUUGUUGGACGAUAACUGGGUCCCUAAGAUUGCUGAUUUUGGAAUGGCCCGUCUCUUCCCUGAUGAUCAAACUUAUGUCAAUACUCGUGUGGCUGGUACAAAUGGAUAUAUGGCUCCUGAAUAUCUAAUGCAAGGUCGUCUAUCAGCAAAGGUAGAUGUUUUUAGCUUUGGUGUCUUGGUCCUCGAACUCAUCAGUGGCCAGCGUAACUCGUCAUUUGGCACAUAUUUCCAAGCUGAAAACCUAAUUGAUUGGGCUUACAAGCUAUAUAAGAAGGGCAGGAGUUUGGAGAUAAUGGACCCAACAUUAGCAUCCUCAGCUGUUCCUGACCAAGUGGCGAUGUGCAUUCAGAUUGGAUUACUUUGCACACAAGGUGAUCCAAAACUACGGCCGACCAUGCCACGUGUGGUUUUGCUCCUCUCAAAGAGACCUGGUACUUUAGAGGAACCAACCAGACCAAGAAUACUCGGUCCUCGACAUACAAAAUCUCAUACCAAAACUGCAUUCUCCUCCGAUGUUGGAACUUCUGGUGUAUCUUAUUCCUCGGCUUUGACCACCAAUACUGUAAGCGCGACCGAAAUUGAUUCUCGUGCUUCUUCAGUUAGUCGAGGACACGAUACUCGGGGGAAACGCCCCGUGGAAGGAUAAGGCCUCUUCUACUAGGAUCAUUCUUUUUGUAUACCACUUUUGUAUUACAAUGUACAUGUUGAGGUGGAGAGAUUUUUGCGAGUGUAGUUGGAUCGAUUCAAUUCAAUUUCUUAUUAUUUAUUCUUUGAAA